UCUCUCCGCCUCUUACGCGCGCGUUCUUUAUCGCGUGCUGUCUUGUUGUCGUUUGUUCGUCCGUCAAUCCUCCGCGUGCGAGGUGUCGCGAGUGGAAGACCGGGAAACGCGAUAUCAGUAACGCGCGGCAAUUGCUGCCGCCGUUGCCGCUGCCGCGGUCGUCGUCGUCGUCGUUCCCGUCCCCGUUCCCGUCCCCGUCCCCGUUACCGUAAUCAGUUACGUUUACACGACGGCACGUUCUUGCUGGUGCACCGAGUUGACGAUGCGGCGGGAAUCGCGUUCCCGUACUCGCAUGGACGCGUGCUAUCCCAGCCAGCGAAAGGAUGCGUGCACGUCGCGGAAGACCUCCACGCGAACGCGGCCUCUCCGUCGUCGGUUGUGCGAAAUGUACAGGUAAUGUAGAAGAAAUUGAUACUGCCAAGUCAACGUUGCAACGUCUUAACGGGUAAUUGCAAUAUAAAAAUAUCAAAACGGGUGACGACGACAAAAACAUGGUGUCUCUGCCUAAUGCAGAAUCUGGCACGAUGGACCGAAUCUCAGACGACGAUGAUGAUGACAGUACCGGGGUAUCGGAUGCUUACGAUGAAGAUCUCAUCACAGCUGCAAUGGGAGACGACGUUACAGCUCAACUCGCUGCUGCAGGUUGGCAAAUCAAACCCAUUAAUGGACCAGUUGGUGUAGCUGCCGCAGCUGCAAUUGUCUCGGCCAAAAAGCGGAAACGACCACAUAGCUUCGAGACUAAUCCCAGUAUCAGAAAGAGACAACAGAACAGGCUUUUAAGGAAGCUGCGACAAACCAUCGACGAAUUUGCGACGCGAGUUGGACAACAGGCAGUGGUAUUAGUGGCUACGCCGGGCAAACCAAAUAGUAGUUACAAAGUGUUCGGGGCGAAACCAUUGGAGGAUGUAGUUAAGAAUUUAAAGAACGUUAUUAUGGAAGAGCUGGAGAGUGCACUCGCGCAACAAGCACCACCGCCCGCACAGGACGAUCCAUCUCUCUACGAAUUACCACCGCUGAUAAUCGACGGUAUACCGACUCCGGUGGAGAAAAUGACACAGGCGCAACUCAGGGCCUUCAUACCACUGAUGUUAAAAUAUUCCACUGGCCGUGGUAAACCAGGCUGGGGUAGAGAUAGCACGCGACCUCCAUGGUGGCCCAAAGAAUUGCCCUGGGCAAAUGUCCGGAUGGACGCGCGGUCGGAGGACGAAAAGCAGAAGAUCUCGUGGACGCACGCGCUACGGCAAAUUGUAAUAAAUUGUUAUAAAUUUCACGGAAGGGAAGAUCUUCUACCAGCGUUUAACGAAGAGGACGACAAAUCUAACGUUAUAAUACAACAAGCGACGCCCCAUUCAUCGUCGCAUCCGUCGCACUCGUCGAGUCAGGGGCAAGGUGGCGGAGGGCAGCAGUCGCAGCAACAGACGGUGGGAGUUGUUCGCCUGAACAGCACGGAUUCAUCUAAGGGAAACUCUUCGCCAGCACAAAUCAUUGCCGCGUCUCCCACAGCUCUUGCCACUGCCACUCAGAUGACAGCCCAAUAUCCGACAGCUGUAUUGCAGACAAUAACCAAUCCGGACGGUACAGUUUCCAUCUUACAAGUGGAUCCUAGCACUCCGAUCAUCACGUUGCCAGAUGGUACGACGGCUCAAGUUCAAGGAGUUGCCACCAUCCAUACAAGUCAAGGAGAGGUGCAAGCACUGGCAGAAGUGGCUGGUGGCACCGAGGGUAGCGUGGCAGUUGAUUUGAACACCGUUACGGAAGCGACAUUAGGCCAAGACGGCCAGAUCAUCCUGACCGGCGAAGAUGGACACGGAUACCCCGUGUCGGUCUCGGGAGUGAUCACUGUGCCAGUGUCCGCCAGUAUGUAUCAAACUAUGGUAGCCAAUAUUCAGAGCGACGGCACGAUGCAAGUGGUAACGCCGAUGGUUCAAGUACCGAAAGUCGAGCCAGGAAACGGAGACACCACCAUCGAAGCUGUCACUAUACAGGGUCAUCCAAUGACCAUGAUAAACGCCGCCGGUGAGCAUCAGGUCCUUCAAGUGAUAUCGUUAAAGGACGCCAACAUCCUGACGAAAGCUAUGCAGGCCGAAGUUGUCAAGGAUGAGGAUAGUCAACAACAACAAACGGUAUCUAGCCCGGAAUAAAAGUGUUAAGUGUAAUCUAGUUAAUCCGAAAUUGCUUUGUAUCAUUUACACGCAUCAUCACGGAUGAUGGACGGGAAGGGUAAAAGUGCGAAAGAAUUUACGAGAUAACGAUUGGUGUUGUGUUCUCUUUUCCUUUCUUUCUCGAGUCACUGUACUGUGUAGUGUGUCUUAUUGACUGCAUCAUCGAACAGCGAUUAUAACCGAAAGUGAGACGAGUGCAUGAUCGAUUGAUCAGAUUAGGAAUAAAUCGUAUUUGUACUCGAGGUUCAUCAUAGAUCGAGGAUAUCCGAUUUCUCAGACGUAGCAUUAAUUUCGAAGAUAUUUCCCGUCGUAGCCGACGAAUGUAUAAUGUUUAUAUUUUUACGGAUAAUUUGCCAUUGUCAUUACAUCUCGCGUUAUUUAUCGAAGGCAAUUUAAUAAUUUAUUUUCCGUUACCACAUAAGAUAAAAGAAAACUUUGUCAUCUAGAUUUAAGUGAGGAAAACCAAAGAAGUUUAUUCUUGAUUAACUCGAUAAGGUAUGAUACGUUUCUCGAACGAGAAAAUGCGUAUUAGUAUAAUUUAUCACGCAGAUCGAUCGCUUUCAAAGCAACAGCAAAAUAAUUUAUCAAAUGUUUCCCGUUUCUCGUUCUUUUUAGAUUUUAAUAGCUCGUAAGGUGAUUAAUUUGAAAACUCGAAAAGGCACAGAGCUCACUCAAUUCGCGAGUGCCUGGAAGUAAUCGAGACAAGUCGCAAUUUGACUCUAAUUAUCUUUGAAGAUAUCGAUCAUCUGUCUAUAAGGAAAAAUUACGAACCUAUUUUUAUGGGUAUUAUAGUAGGGCUCAGACAUAGAUCUCGACAGAGAGAUUCGCAUGAUCGAUCUGUUUGGAUAAAGUACUUCGAGUUUGAGCUCGAAGUUGGAUCUGUUUGCAUUUGUUCGACCACUUAAAAAUUUUCAGCAUUAGUAUAGAGAGAUUAUCUCAUGAUGACAUUCUUUUUUAUCGCAGAUGUAACGAUGUACAGGGUAUUUCGUUUAUCUUGACCACUUGGAUUUCGUCGCUCCCAAAUAUAUUACAAAAAAAAUAUGUAAAAACAUAUUUUUUCCUAUUGUUAAAAACCACGCAGAUAUUCUAGGUGGUCGAGAUCAGCGAAAGAGCCCCUAUACAUAAUAUACAUAAUAUACAUAAUAUACAUAUAUAUAUAUAUAUAAAUUUAAAGGAUCGAUAGUAGAAGUAAUGACAGAAAAGUUAAGCAUUUCUGACGGGUACAAAUAGGAUAUAAGAUGUAUGUUUUUUCGAUAAAACGAAAUGUACGAAUUUGAAUCUUCAAUUCACGCAUCGACGAGAGGCGUGUGUCCAUAGUUUUAUUUUACGAGAAUCAAUAUUGCGCUACUCGCAUACUUUAAUCAGUAUAAUUGAUAAAGAUAAUCGUGCGAUUUUUAUCAACGCGAUAAAAAGAAAAAAAAAGUAUAUAGCACACAUAUUAUAUUUCUAUAAAAGAUUAUUUAACGUUCUCGGUCUUGAAAGAAUAAUCGUAAUUACAAUACAAUGAAAUACCUAUGCACUAAUUUUCUAAGAGGGUACGCGCCACUAUAAACCAGAAUUGAUGUACCAUCCUUCAUUCCAUUUGAAGGUAAUCAAAAAUAUCGAUUCCCUAUUUUACAUUAAAUAGUUGGACUGUGUCAUGUGGUAUUUAAAACAUUAAUCCACAUUUUUAUAUAAUGUAUCUAAAGCAAAAUGGUGUAUUUUUUUGCGUGCAAUCUUGUUUCAAUGCUGCGAUUACGAGAAUUGGAACGUUAUCUUCCAUUACAGUUAUUUCACUUUCUUCUCGGUUUGAGAAGUUCAUUUUUCCCAGCUUUUCCUUUGUACGUAAUUAACAUUGUAUAUUGUGGAACGAUUAUAAUGAUACGUGUACACACUUUUGUUAAAAAUUAUUCCACCAUGAGUAAUUGUAAAUUUAAGUUUUAUCACAGUUGUAUACAAAAAGCGUAUCGCGACACCUGUCUCCUGAGAGGUCGUAACAUUGAAACAACAAACUGCCCCUGAAAAUCACGCGUAUAAUGAUACCAAAGAGAUUUUUAUAACAUUAUAGGAAAAAUAGUUGAGGUUAAAAAAAAGUAAUUAUUAAAACCGUAUUAUAUGACUAAAUAUUAAUUGUUACGUUGUUUUCUUAAAAUCAGGGCUGCUACAUUAACGAUGUAAUAUAUCUCAGUACUCACGUGUAAGAUAAAAGUUAUAUUUUCCCUCUGUUGUUUGUAACAAAGCACGCGGGACAUUAAUUAAGUUGAAUGUCAUUCGAAAACGAAAUGUGUAUUACGACUUUAGAUAAUUAUAGACGUAUGUGUAUAUGACAUUGCUGCUGUAUAUCCCAAUCUCCAUGUUAUAUAUUCAUAUCAAUUUCUAAA
Messenger RNA from Ooceraea biroi (clonal raider ant), 4522 nucleotides. It is a transcript of the gene ewg, whose product is annotated as DNA-binding protein Ewg. Gene Ontology annotation, molecular function: DNA-binding transcription factor activity. The record is from RefSeq and is a predicted model, not a curated record. Gene Ontology annotation, biological process: regulation of transcription by RNA polymerase II. NCBI's taxonomy places the organism in Eukaryota, Metazoa, Arthropoda, Insecta, Hymenoptera, Formicidae.